This is a messenger RNA of Mesoplodon densirostris (Blainville's beaked whale), 5304 nucleotides long. RefSeq names its product rhotekin 2 (gene RTKN2). Lineage: Eukaryota; Metazoa; Chordata; Mammalia; Artiodactyla; Ziphiidae. The transcript has 12 exons. Gene Ontology annotation, biological process: hemopoiesis; signal transduction; positive regulation of cell population proliferation. The record is from RefSeq and is a predicted model, not a curated record. Bases 181 to 2007 code for a protein of 608 amino acids.
GGCGCGCCCACUGCGCGUGCGCGCGCCGGCUCGCAGGCCCCAUCGCCCCCUCCCCUGCGCCGGGACUUGGUACGGCCGGGACGUCCCGGCGGUUGGCGUCCUCCGCUGCUCCAGCCAGGGGCGGGCUUUUCAAAUCUUACCUUUGGAAAAGUGGCGGCGGCCCUGGCUGUGGCGCUGGUGAUGGAGGGGCAGAUCCUGAGGGGACCCGAGCUCCGCCCGGCGGGGCUUCCCGCUCAGCAGGACUGCAGCAUUCAAGGAAAAAUAGAUUUAGAAGUUCGAAUACGAGAAGGGGUAUGGAAACUCCUUUCUCUGAGCACUCAGAAAGACCAGAUUUUGCAUGCAGUUAAGAAUCUCAUGGUGUGCAAUGCUCGAAUAAUGGCUUACACAUUGGAGCUGCAGAAAUUAGAAGAGCAGAUUGCAAAUCAAAUUGGAAGAUGUGAUGUGAAUUUUGAAAGUAAAGCACGAACAGCAUGUAAGGGAAAGAUCGCCAUAUCAGAUAUUCGUAUACCACUAAUGUGGAAAGACUCUGAUCACUUCAGCAAUAAAGAACGAUCACAGCACUAUGCCAUUUUUUGUUUAUUCAAAAUGGGAGCUGAAGUUUUUGAUACUGACAUGGUGAUUGUGGAUAAAACAAUCACAGAUAUAUGUUUUGAAAAUAUGACCAUAUUUAAUGAAGCAGGGCCAGACUUUCAGAUAAAGGUGGAAGUAUAUAGUUGCUGUACAGAAGACUCUUCUAUAACCAACACACCAAAAAAAUUAGCUAAGAAACUGAAGACAUCUAUAAGCAAAGCUACAGGGAAGAAAAUAAGUUCAGUGCUUCGAGAAGAUCAUGAAAUGUGCUUGUCCUUCAGUUCUGCUAUUCAUGGUGCAAAGUACAGUUUGCUAGCUCAUACUACCCUGAGCUUGGAAAGUGCUGAGAAUAGCUUCAAGACCCAUAAUCUGUCUAUUAAUGGGGAUGAAGAGUCUUCGUUUUGGCUUCCCUUAUAUGGCAACAUGUGCUGCCGAUUAGUCGCCCAACCAGCUUGUAUGAAUGAGGAUGCGUUUGCAGGAUUUCUUAAUCAGCAGCAAAUGGUAGAAGGUCUGAUUUGUUGGAGAAGAUUGUAUUGUGUUUUAAGAGGGGGUAAACUCUAUUGUUUUUACACUCCAGAAGAAAUCGAAGGUAAAGUGGAACCAGCUUUGGUAGUGUCCAUUAACAAGGAAACCAGAAUUCGGGCAGUGGAUAAGGAUAAAAAGAAAAGGAUCCAUAAUUUCUCUGUCAUCAACCCUGUUGCCGGACAGGCUACAACUCAUAUUUUUGCAGCUGACAACAGAGAAGAUCUUCAGAAGUGGAUGGAAGCCUUCUGGCAGCAUCUCUUUGAUCUUAGCCAAUGGAAGCAUUGUUGUGAAGAACUUAUGAAAAUUGAGAGUAUGUCACCACGGAAACCACCUUUGUUCUUGACAAAAGAGGCAACCUCAGUCUACCAUGAUAUGAGCAUUGAUUCACCUAUAAAACUUGAAAGUUUAACUGAUAUAAUACAAAAAAAAUUUGAACAGACAAAUGGAGAGUUCCUUAUUGGUCAGCAUGAAGAAUCCUCACCACCUCCUUGGGCCACACUCUUUGAUUGUAAUCACCAAGUUGUCAUCAAGAAAAAGGUAUUAUCUCCUGCAAGCAAGCAGUUACAUGAUGGGAAAGGGAAAAAGAGACGAGCUCCCCUUCCUCCUUCUGGUAAAGCUGCCUUCGGCUUAAAAACACAGAGCAACACAGAUCAAUUGGUUAAGGACAACCGGGAAAAAACAAGCGUAUCUCAGACCUCGCCUUUGGAUACCAAAUUAUCAACCCUAAUGCAUCACUUACAGAAACCAAUGGCUGCUCCUCGAAAACUUCUUCCUCCCAGGAAAAAUAGUUUAACUGAUGGUGAGCACACAGACACUAAAACCAGUUUUGAAGCCAAGCCAGUGCCAGCUCCACGGCAGAAAUCUAUCAAACACAUUUUGGACCCUAGAUCAUGGUUGCCGGCACAUGUGUAGAAAACCCUUAAUGUCUAAGACAUUUUACAAAAUCUGUAACUGUGAGGCUUAAUUCAGAAGCACUAUAGAUGUAGUAAUAUGUAAUUAUGUAGGUAAAUAUGACAGUGAUUUACAUCAAUAAUUAAUAAGCUAUUAGUUGUAAAAAAUGUUUUAUAAUGAAGAAAUGGAUUUCUCUAACAGAGUGCAGGAGGCAGUUUCUAGACAAUAUCCCAAUUGUUGGAAGGGUUAAUUUAUUCCUAAGUUAGUACCAGGCAAUGAACAAGCACUAGGCAGAAGAAAGCAUUAAAAUUUCUUUGGGGAGGGACUGUCUAGUAAUUUAAAAUGUGUUAAAUAAGUGCCAUAUUCUCAUUGUGAGAAUUUUAAUACUAAUGGAAUGUUUCAAAAGUUUUAUUCAAACCACAAAUUAUAGAAUCCACCCAAGAAAAUUUCUUCUUAGCAUUCUGGAAUUCUCAUCUAAUGGUCCACUGGCUCUCAUCUAUUGUUUAACUCACUAGUUAACUCAGUGACCUUUCAGAUUCCUGAGAUAAAUUUUGGAAUAUUAAAUUCUUCAUUUUUAAAGGGAAUAUGUAUUGUGCUGUUCAAAGUUGUUUCCUUGAUGAGCCCUGAAAUCCUAUUGACAUUAACUCUCAUAAGUAAAGCAAAACAUUUUUUAGUUUAAGGAACAGGUAGAUGAAAUGUACUUUACUCCCACUUUUCUAUGCAUGGUACUAAUUUCUACUGUGACUUUGGCAUUUGGGGAAGUGAGUAGCUGAUUAACACCUUAAGAUUCAUUCAGUACUUAUUUAAAAAGCAGAUGGCCAAUUCAAAAUAUCAGAAAAGUUGGCCAUGAUAAUAAUUUUCAGAAUUAAUCCAUCUAAAAAAUUUUAAUUAGAUUUCCUUUUUCUAGUAAGGGUUCAUGUCUGCUACUGAUAUUUGUCAUUAAAAGUCAUACUCUUACAAUAAUAACAUUGGAAUCAUUUCCAUAGGAGGUAAUUUCCAUAGCAACUAAUCAUAGUGACACAAACAAGAUUAUGAAAUCAAGUGAUGAAUAAAUAGCAACAGAAUGAAUACCUCAAAGGAACAAAAAAAUCAAUUUUCUUAAUAAUUAUGCUUCUUAUAAGCAACAGCUAGACAAUUUUAAAAAUCUAAUCAGAAUUUCCAAGUAAAAUGAAACAGUUUCCAUAAGGUGUCAGCAACAGCACUAAAAAUCUCAAAUCACACUGAACCCUAAAUGUCAUUGCAACAAAUGAAAAUAUAAGAAUUAAAUUACUGCCCUGUGUAUAAUCUCUAGAGAUCUUUUUAAAGCUUGUAGGAACUCUAUUUGGAUCAGAACUACAUUAUUUCAAAGUAAAAUGAACACUUGACAAAAAAUAACAUUAAUUUAAAUGGAGCCUUUCAUUAUUUUUAGAUAGCGGAGUCUUUUUUCAUUUAUGUAGAAUGAUGUAACUGCCAGGUUACUUUUGUGUUUACCCAGGACUCCUAGUAAGAAUUGGGACUCAAGGGAGUAAUGAUACAAAAGGUCUCUUGUGACUGUCGACACCAGGAUAGACAUAGCAUUUGAUGAGAAGGAAAUCUUAUAUGCUUGCCUGAUAGAAUUUAGAGACAAUCAAGUGUAUGAAAACCUAAAAAGGUAGGAUUAAUUUGUUUUUUCUAACUAGAAGGCUCUCGUAAAUCUCAGUUGUGAUUGCCAGUUCAGUAAAUGACAUUAAAAAUCUAAUGGGUAUUAUUUUGUUUAUUUUUUAAACCUCACUGCUGUUUUUGACAGCAUUUUGACUGUCGUUGCCAUUAAAUUAUUGAGCUAGAAGAUGCUGCAGGAAAAAUUGUUUCUGAAACUAGCAUCUAAGCAUUCUUGGUUUUUUUGUUUUUUGUUUAUUUUUUAGUUAAAGCCUUUCUUAGAACAAACCAGUGUUAAAACUUCCAAAUUAUAUUCUUGUCAUUUCUCCUUAUGCGUAUUAUAUCAAGAAGGAUUUAAGUUGUACAGGAAACAGAAUUUGUUCUUAGAGAAAUUACCUAGCAGUUGUGCCCUUAGUGGGCACUUUGAAACAAGCCUGAAGCCCAUCUUCCUAGAAACAUUUAGGCGAAGCCUGACCAGGGACCACCUCCCCCCAAAAUUAUUUAGGCUGUUUCUGGGGUCCCAUCUUACUGUAUGUUACAAAGCCUUUAAAAUCCGACUGUAGUCUUCAGCUGUACUUCUUUUGACAUGGUACUCAUUAGAUGUUAGUUCUCCCCACUCUCCACUCCCCUCGAAAGGUAUAAUAAAAAGUUAAGGAUCUUUCCCUCCUGUCCUCCCUCCCUCUCUCCCUUCCUUCCACAGUUAAACAAAAAUCUAAAAAUACUGAGUUAAACACUUUGUCAAGGAUCUUGUCAAAAGAACUAUUUGUUUUCUCAUUUCCUAAACCGGAAGUUUAUGACAGAGAAAAAUAUACCAUGUAAUAAAAACAUUUCAGCUUUUUAUGAGCUGGCUUUUUACAUUCCUUGUUUGUCCUUUUCAUUUGUUUCUUGAUAUAUGAAGACUAUAUACUUGAAACAAGGAGUUAGCUGUCAGAUCUUGAUAAUAAUGUUAUAAUUGGAGAUACAUAAUAGAGAGAAUAGGUAUUUUAUUAUAAUUCAGAUGAUCUGAUAAUAAUAUCUUAGAAAAUUACAUUUCAAGCUCUGGGAUAUAAAUUACUUAAAACAUCAUUAAGAUAGUAUUUUAAUUGCUACAAAGUAAUGAGCUUUUUAUUUAAACAUCUUGCAAGGACAAAGAAAGCAUUUUGUUAUUAUAAAUGCACACCUCCUAAGGUAAACAGUCUUUAAAAAUAUCAGGCAUGCCAACUCUUGGUUAGUUUUGUUAAAUCCUCCCUAACUGUCUGCAGUGCCCCCCUGACUUCUUUUAAAUGGAUGUGCAUGUAUGUGGAAAACUAAAUCCAUUUAUUAUAAAUGCCUUAUCUUUACCCUUUAGGUUCCUACUAAAUGUAUUUUACCGGGUACUGUUUAUUAAAAUGGAAGCUGCCUUGAUUUAAAGACAGUUCACGUAAGGUAGAUUAAGCAGUCAAGUAUUUCUUUAGGCUUAUGUUCAGCUCCUCAGCCACCUACUGAGAAGUUAAUUAAUUCAGUACAAAAUGAAAUUAUAGGGCAGUUUGGUGCAGUUUAUGUUAAAUGCCAUUUGAAUGUAAUCACCUGUGUUACCUUGAACGAGGAACAACCAUACUAGAUAGAGAUAGAAUGCUGCACCAUGAGCAAGAGAAGUGCUUUGGCAGGAAAAAUAUCUGUCCCUGUGGUUAGAAUUUAUCAAAACUCAUUGUCUUUUUUUUUUUUUUUUUUUUUUUUUUGCGGUAC